AUGGCAUCAUUACACCAGCUCGGCGCUGGCCCAACCCCCGCGCGCCCGCGGAGUGUGAACGACUCCGGGAAUCAGGAUGUUGACAUGGACGUCGAUCGGAAUGCCAGUCCCGCCGUGACAACUGGCACAAGGUUCGGCAGUGCCCCCCAGAGAGGAGACACCAGGAUCGUCGUGAUUAUCUAUGGUCACGGCCAAGACAGUAUCGUGUCAGUGUUCGCCGACGUCCUGGGGAAGCCGCACGCCAUCCAUUCGGCAUUCCAAGAGGUUGGCCCCGCCGACCAAGGGCUCGUGGUCGGCAUCCCGGCAGAGCAUGCCAAGAAUGACAUCAAGUCUCGCGACAAGGGGCUUGUCGUGGUGAUCAACGCUCACUGCGUCAACCUGGGGAUGCCUCCGGACGUCUUCCUUUCGGCGCAGUGCGAUUACGAGUUCCUGUACACGGAAGCCCCAUUCUUCCGCCGGGACCUUUCGAGGUUUAUCUCCUUCACCCUUGGCCAGAUCAACCACCAUGAGACGCUGAUGUCAAAACCGCGGACGUAUUUCAUUUCCACAACGUUCCCGGACGUCAGCGCUGCAUUGCCCAACAUCGACAUCCUCACUGUCGGCGCCGACGCGGUGGAAAUGCGAGUCGAUCUCCUCAAGGAGCCUCUGGGCGACGGCACAUACUCUGCCAUUCCGAGUCUCAGCUACGUCGGACAGCAACUGAUGCUCCUACGCCAGCGAACAGAGCUUCCCAUCAUCUUCACAACCAGAUGCACGAGAGAGAACGGCCGCUUCCCGAUGGAAAACCCGGAUCUGUACUACGAGUACCUGUAUCGAGCCAUCCAGUGGGGUGUCGAGUACAUUGACGUGGAGCUCUGGCUUCCUGAGGCUAUCCGGAAGAAUCUCUAUGAGCGAAGGGGAAGCAGUCGGAUCAUGUCUGCGUUCCAUGAUUUCUCCGGCACCUUCAGAUGGCCGUCAUCCCAUGCCGAACAGGUCUACGUUGAAUCCAGCAAGUACGCCGACAUCAUCAAGAUGAUUGCCAUCAUCAACGACCAUAACGAGAACUUUGAGCUGGAAUACUUCCGGUCCAAGAUGCGCACGGACUACCCAGAUUCACCUCCAUUCUCGGGAGUCAACAUGGGGGAGACUGGCCAAUUCUCCCGCACUCUCAACAGGGUCUUUACUCCCAUCACUCAUCCGCUACUGCCGAUAGUCGCAGCUCCAGGCCAGAUGAGCGCAUCGGAAAUCAACGCGGCUUUGGCCCUGCUUGGUCAGCUCCCCAAGAAGAGUAUAUACGGCAUCACAACCCCGGCCUUUCGAAGUUCGACGCCGCAAGCCCCUUUCUAUGAGAAGUGCUUCAACGAGCUCGGCCUGCCACAUUACUUCGCGGUCGUCGAGCGCGCUCCCAAUAGCUUUUCAAGCAUGGAGGCUUGGUGCAACCAGAAGAACUUUGGCGGCGCCUAUCUUAGCCCGCCCGUGUCGUGGAACAGUCUGCUGAAACACAGCUCGUUCUUCGCCUCGCUCAACGGCGGGAAGGGCCCGGAACUGACCGAGGCCGCUCGGCUUAUCGGUACCGUGGACACCAUCAUAGUCAAGUCGGGGUCUUCAUCUUCGGCGUCCUCUGCUCCAGCGUCCAUUCCGUCGAGUCCGCGCCACGGGCACCACGAUUCCUUUGGCCAUCUAGGGUCCAACUUCUCCGCUCUAUCGCCAAACACGUCUCUGAUUCUGGAUAACGCCAGUUGGCGUGGUAUCAUCAGUACGCUGACUAGAGACAGGGCACCUUCAGCAUACUUUGGUCGUACAGCCGUCGUCCUGGCCUCUUCCGGCGAGGAUGCCGCAUCGGUUAUGUACGCCCUGAAGGCUCUCCGUAUCGGCAAGAUAUAUACCGUUGGCUUCCGCACGCCGCCGGCCCUGGCUCGCGACGGACCUGUCAUUGAACCAUUCAACAGCCUCGAGAGUCUCAAGAGGGCACAGACGGUCGGCGAUGACGCAGCCCCUUUCUUGGUCGUCUCGGCUCUGGGAGCGGAAAAGAGCAAUCUCGUCGGCAUGCUCGUCCGCGUCUUUGGCACCAAUGUUCGGGCCGGGUCGAAUUUCAAAAAGGUCUUUCUCGAUCUCGCCGAGGUCUCGGGGACAAGGAAAGGCGGCGACCCGGGCCUUAUCGCUCAGCAGGCCGGGUUCUCCGCCUACGGCGUCGCCGACACGGCUGCUUUCACGACGGUGGAGAUUCUCAGACUGCUGGUCUGCCAGAACGUGCCUUACAGCUUCGUCAGACUGGCAAGCGGUGGAGGCAUGUUCUGA
Molecule: messenger RNA, 2277 nt
Organism: Colletotrichum graminicola M1.001
Lineage: Eukaryota; Fungi; Ascomycota; Sordariomycetes; Glomerellales; Glomerellaceae
Product: 3-dehydroquinate dehydratase
Exons: 1
Coding region: 1-2277 (758 amino acids)
Molecular function (GO): 3-dehydroquinate dehydratase activity
Source: RefSeq, a predicted model, not a curated record